AUGUGGAACGUUGAGAUAUUAAUCAUAGCUUUAGUGGUUGUGAGGAUCAGCCAGUGGUUGUACCGAUGGUCGAACCCAAACGUCAGGUGCAAUGGCAAGUUACCGCCAGGUUCAAUGGGUUUUCCGAUCAUUGGAGAGACAAUUGAAUUCUUUAAGCCUUCUGGAUUGCUCGAGAUCCCAUCCUUUUUUCAGAAUAGGAUGCAAAGGUAUGGGUCGUUGUUUCGGACCAAUAUCAUGGGUUCAAAAACUGUGAUUUCUACGGACUCAGAUGUUAUCUUCGAGAUAUUCCGGCAAGAGAACGAGUCUUUUGAACUUAGCUAUCCUGAUGUUUUUGUCAGAGUUCUUGGAAAAGAUAAUUUGUUUUUCAAGACCGGGAACAUCCACAAGCAUAUUAAAAAAAACCACUAUGCAGCUUAUUGGCUCUGA
Eruca vesicaria subsp. sativa (arugula) is the source of this 426-nucleotide messenger RNA. The record is from the annotation of a GenBank genome assembly. Lineage: Eukaryota; Viridiplantae; Streptophyta; Magnoliopsida; Brassicales; Brassicaceae.